UACAUGUCCCAGUCAUUUCCAUAAUUCAUCAUAAAUUGUGCAAGGGUGCUAUAGACGCACAAAACGACCAAGAGCCACAAAUCAAGCACACAUAUCAAAAAACAAAUGAGCUCUUAUUUUGUAAACUCAUUUUGCGGUCGCUAUCCAAAUGGCCCGGACUACCAGUUACAUAAUUAUGGAGAUCACAGCUCGGUGAGCGAGCAAUACAGGGACUCCGCCAGCAUGCACUCCGGCAGGUACGGAUACGGCUACAAUGGCAUGGACCUCAGCGUCGGGCGCUCUGCUUCCACCCACUUUGGUGCCAAUGAGAGACCCCGCAGUUACCCAGCCAACACCACCUCUGCCUCGGCAGAGCCCAGGUACAACCAGCCCGCGACGGCUUCCCACUCGCCUCCCCCUGACCCUCUGCCCUGCACCGCCGUGGCCGGUUCGCCUGUCAGCGAGAGUCACCACGGGGUGAAAAACUCCCUCGCCAACUCCACCAGCACUUCGUCCAAUUCCAGCAGCAACACGCACAUCAGCAGAGACGGGGUUGGCACCUCGUCUGGGACUGAGGAAGACACUCCAGCAAGCAGCGAGCAGGCAAGUGCCCCGACCGACCAAAGCACAGCCCAGCCUUCACAGCCCCAGAUCUACCCCUGGAUGCGAAAACUGCACAUAAGUCAUGACAACAUAGGGGGACCAGAAGGGAAAAGGGCUCGGACUGCUUACACCCGCUAUCAGACCUUGGAGCUGGAAAAGGAAUUUCACUUCAAUAGAUACCUGACCCGCAGAAGAAGGAUUGAAAUAGCACAUGCUCUUUGCCUCUCAGAGAGACAAAUAAAGAUCUGGUUCCAAAACAGGAGAAUGAAAUGGAAAAAGGAUAAUAAGCUGAAAAGUAUGAGCAUGGCAGCUGCAGGAGGGGCAUUUCGUCCCUAAGCGUUUGAUCAAUUAAAAGUACUGAGCAGUAUUAGCUGACCCUGCGUCUCAUGUCAGUACUAAGUUGACUUUCUAAAACUUCCUUGUGUUACUUCUGUGAAGAAACCCUGUUCUUGUCGCCCUUAUUCAUCUUUUAAUCAUGAGCCUGUUUAUUACCAUUCUCUCGCG
Molecule: messenger RNA, 1086 nt
Organism: Cuculus canorus (common cuckoo)
Lineage: Eukaryota; Metazoa; Chordata; Aves; Cuculiformes; Cuculidae
Gene: HOXA5
Product: homeobox A5
Exons: 2
Coding region: 106-918 (270 amino acids)
Biological process (GO): anterior/posterior pattern specification; regulation of transcription by RNA polymerase II
Cellular component (GO): nucleus
Molecular function (GO): DNA-binding transcription factor activity, RNA polymerase II-specific; RNA polymerase II cis-regulatory region sequence-specific DNA binding
Source: RefSeq, a predicted model, not a curated record